Dentiscutata erythropus is the source of this 336-nucleotide messenger RNA. NCBI's taxonomy places the organism in Eukaryota, Fungi, Glomeromycota, Glomeromycetes, Diversisporales, Gigasporaceae. The record is from the annotation of a GenBank genome assembly.
AUGCCUUUCGACGCUUCUAAAGCCAAUGCUACCAACGGUGCAAAACUCUUUAAGACUCGUUGCGCCCAAUGCCAUACUUGCGAUAAAGAUGGUGGUAACAAAGUUGGACCAAAUCUUCAUGGUCUUUUUGGCAGGAAAUCCGGCCAGGUUUCUGGAUUUACCUAUACUGCUGCAAAUCAAAACAAGGGUGUAAUCUGGAAAGAAGAUACCUUGUUUGAUUAUCUCGAAAAUCCAAAAAAAUAUAUCCCUGGAACUAAAAUGGCAUUUGCAGGGUUUAAAAAGGAACAAGAUCGUAAUGACGUAAUUGCUUAUUUGAAAGAGUCAACGGCAAAAUAA